Botrytis byssoidea is the source of this 180-nucleotide messenger RNA. RefSeq lists its product as uncharacterized. The record is from RefSeq and is a predicted model, not a curated record. The transcript has a single exon. NCBI's taxonomy places the organism in Eukaryota, Fungi, Ascomycota, Leotiomycetes, Helotiales, Sclerotiniaceae. The coding region runs from base 1 to 180 and encodes 59 amino acids.
AUGACAACACAUGCAUGGAAUACACAGCGCAAUGUGCCUCCCCCAGUAGGUACCUAUACCAAGAACCGCAAACCAAUCAACCGGAUCGUCUUGAAGCCGGUUUCUGAAAUGUCGUCACCACGCUUGCUCGCGAAAUUGCUUCGACCACUUUCAGUUAUCUUAAAGAAAGCAGGAAGAUGA